UUGUUAAACACAAAAAUGUUAAAAUUAUUUGCUAUUGUUGUACUUUUGGUACAAUUAUUAAAUGAAGUACAAUCAGACGUUGACUUUACAAACAAUGUGCCAAAUGUGCCAUUGUUUUUUCAUAAAUCGAAUGAAUUAUGUGCUAACGUAAAUUGCACGGAAGUAAAAAAUUGUCCACCAGGUGAACAUUAUUCAUGGUCGCGACCAGAUGAAGGAAAAUGUUGUCAAACAUGCGAACGAGACGCAAAAAUUGAUGAAAAAUGCGACAUGGACACACUUUGUGGAAGAAAUUUACUCUGUCCAUACCCACCCGAAGGAAAAUAUUCACUAGAAGAUGUUUGUGUUUACCCUUGGGAAAAUAUGAAGUACUCUCCGAAAUGUGAUACAUCAAGAUGUCCCACUUACAAAUCAUGCCCAAAAGACUCUUUCUUAGUCCAACAUGAUGGCGAAAAAACAUGCUGUGAUCAAUGUAUUCAAUACUCUAUAUUCGGGGACUUCUGUGAUGAAAAAUUACCAUGUGUUGAUGGGUUGAAAUGUACAGAUAAUAUUUGCAAAGAAUCGGAAAAAUGUUUGGAAGAGAAACCAAAUUGUAAGGUCAUAAACGAUUGUGGUUCAAAAGGUUUUCUAAAACCAGCAGAUGGAUUGGACCGUUGUUGUGAUGAGUGUCUACCGUUUGCUAAAACUGGUGAUGAAUGUGACUAUAAGGAUGCUAUAUGUGAAGUAAAUUCCUAUUGUGAGUACUCUACUGGAAAAUGUGUUGAAUCGAAAUUCGAUUGUUCAAAAUUCCCUUGCGGUGGAACAGAAAACGAAUCCGAUUGUAAAGGCGUUUGGGUCCCAGCGGAUGGUAUUAAUAUAUGCUGUCCAUAUUGCAUUCCUUAUGCCAAUUAUGGAUCAUAUUGUGACGAAAAAAAUCUUUGUAAUCCAGAAGUGUUUGUUUGUAGAAACUACACUUGCGAUGUAAAAGAAUGUAAUUGUAUCUAAAUUUUGUAAUCUUUGUUUUAAUAAAAAUUAUAUAUUUUUAUAUAAA
Molecule: messenger RNA, 1027 nt
Organism: Chrysoperla carnea
Lineage: Eukaryota; Metazoa; Arthropoda; Insecta; Neuroptera; Chrysopidae
Exons: 5
Coding region: 16-981 (321 amino acids)
Source: RefSeq, a predicted model, not a curated record